GAUGCGAAAAUCCUAACUACUACAUCUUUUUACAUUGUUGCUUUCUCAGGUUCUGACUAAACCCUAAUUUCUCUCUUCUGUCUCAGGCUCUUAUUAGCUUACUCACGCGUGGAACCGUUCCCUGUUGCUACAUUCGUCUUCAACCACCGAUGGGUAAAGGAAAGAAAAAGAAGGGGGUUUCCCUGGAACCUAAGGUGCCUACAAAACCUGCUAACUGGAAAAAGCUUCCAAAACAGUGUUUGAAAACACUUGCUGACGUUGGAUUGUGUGAAAUCAAGGAUUGGGCGUUGAAGAUCAUCAUGGAUGAUUGGUUAUGUAGAGAAGCUAAAUCCACAGACCGAACAGGACCCUUUCACAUCUCAUGUUAUGUUCCUACGGUUGCGUUUUUGUGCUGGAUAGUUUCGGACCCGGUGUUCACAGAGCUUUUGAAAGGAACCAAUUGGAAAGAUGUUCUAGGUUAUAUCCGUGACCAGUUCUACCACGUCAUCUGCUGGGCCUAUGCCUCCUCUGAUCUGGUCAGCGCCGUAAGAGUCAUCCGCAAGUGGGAGGAUCGAUACAUUCCAUUAUCCCCUUGGUAUCUAUCCUCCACUGUUGCUCCAGAGAAGCUUGGUACUUGUAAAUCUGCGAAUCCAGGGCAUCGUUGCUAUGAAAGUACCAUGGCUAGGGCUUUAGCACACAUUGCUAAAGAGGGAAUCCCAGAUGAGUGCCCAGAAGAUUGUAUCUUUAACUGUUGUGAGAGUCCUCCCACUUCAGCGAAAAAGACCUAUAUCAAGCAUUUUCUCACCUUCAAGACAUUAGAGAAGGCUUUAGCCCACUUGCACAUACAGCCCAUCGGUGCUUCUUUGGUCGUUUUCUCUGAUUUGGCGAAACCAACUGAGGAUAUUUACUAUGGCCCACUAUCAAAAAAAUCAGUUUUCGUGGGCUAUCAUGGGGUAGAUAUUGUUGCCAUAGAGAUAUUCAGGGGAGAACUUGUAGCGCUUUGCAAGAUGAGCAAUGGAACUGAGGUUGCCAAUCAAGGAUAUGUUCGAGUGUCUCUCCGAGUUAUGUACAUGCCCAUUUUCUGUGAUAUUGCUGAUGCUGUUCAUCCUACACUCAAGCCACAACAUCUCCUUUCUAAUUUUUGUUGCCCAUAUAUGGAUGAGGCUCCAAGAGAAAACCUCAAGCGGAAGCUGAAACAAGAUCACGACUCAGAAACAACAAAAAAGCCUCGUCAUGCAGAUGAACCUAGCAGUUCUAAAACCCCCUCUGAUCUGAUUCUGGAUGAUAACGAGAACAAAGGUCAGCAUCGCCAAGAGACUCCAAAAGUUCUGGACAGAAAGGCACAGCGACGGCUUCUGGAGAAGGAGAGAAAGGCUGAGGAAAAGCUUCUCAAGAAGCAAAGAAAGCAAGAAAGGAAGGCUGAGGAUAAGCUACUAGCGAAUGAAAGAAAGGCUAAGGAGCUUCCGAAGAAGGAGAAGAGCAGUGGCUGAGAGGUAGCUGCUAAUCAACUAUUUUGGAGCAAUGAGGAGAGAAAGGGAAGAGAUGGUUUUUUUCUUUAAUAUAUUUUACCCCCUUGUGUAUCAAUCAGUCUGAAAAGGGGAAGAAACUAAUGUUUCAACUUAACAUCUUCAUCUCUCAUUGCUAGCGGUAUUUUGUUAGGAUCGAGACCAUAACUUAAUUAUUUAAGCAAACUCGCCUUCUUUUGUCAGGCAAGGAACAUCAUUUGCUACUUCUGCUUCUUGCCUUUAGCUGUUAAUGCAGGAACCAUAACAAGUCUCUUCCUUUACUUAA
Messenger RNA from Raphanus sativus (radish), 1770 nucleotides. RefSeq lists its product as uncharacterized. The record is from RefSeq and is a predicted model, not a curated record. The transcript has 6 exons. Bases 150 to 1469 code for a protein of 439 amino acids. Lineage: Eukaryota; Viridiplantae; Streptophyta; Magnoliopsida; Brassicales; Brassicaceae.